CCACCACAAAUGGGUAAAAUGAAGAAUCUCAUAAAAUUACCUAUUUUUGUGGUGGGAAAACAUGAUGGGUCUAGCAUUAGCGAGUUGGGAGAGCUUCAACACCUUUCGGGAAAAUUGUCUAUAUUGAACUUAGAAAAUGUUCAUUGCAUUAAUAAAGAUACGAUGAAGGUUAUAUUAAAGGAUAAGCAAGAUCUAUCUAAGUUAGAGUUGAAAUGGGAACAUGGUCAUGGCACUGAAGAUUCAGAAAAGGAAAGAAGUAUGCUUGAGCAGCUAUGUCCACAUACAAAAUUGAAUUCUCUCACCAUUGAACAUUAUGAGGGCACAAGCUUUCCAAAUUGGUUAGGAGAUUGUUCAUUCUCUAAUAUGGUUUCCAUAGUGCUAAGGAAUUGCAAGUAUUGCUUCUCCUUGCCUCCAUUUGGACAACUACAUGCCCUUAAGGAACUUAAAAUUGAAGGUUUUGAUAGAUUAUUAGGUGUGGGUCAUGAGUUCUAUGGGAAUGAUUCUUCUACAAUUAAACCGUUUAGAUCCCUUAAGUAUUUAAGCUUUAAGAAUAUGCGAGAGUGGCAAGAAUGGAUUAUAUUUGAAGAUGAAGUUUUCUCUUGUCUUCAAUGGCUUCACAUAAGUUAUUGCCCCGAGCUAAGCAAGAAUUUGCCCAAUCAACUUCCCUCUUUGACCAAACUUGAAAUUAGAGAAUGUAAGCAACUUGUUGCUUCAUUCCAUUGGGCUACUGCUCUCCAUGAAUUGUACUUUGAUGGGAAAAUACAAUUGCCAAGUGAUCGUUACUAUCCAUCACUUGAAAGUAUGAUCAUGAUUGGUGGCUGUGAUUCACUUUGGUCAUUUCCAUUACAAUUUUUCCCUAAACUCAAAUUUAUCGAAAUUUUUAAUUGUAAGAACCUUGAAUCUCUUUUGACAUCAACAAGAUCUCAUCUGGAUCUUACUUCUCUCACUUAUUUGAAAAUCUCUAGAUGCCCAACUUUUGUAUCUUUUCUUAGUGGAGGAAUCUGUGCUCGAAAAUUGACAGAGAUUGAGGUCUUUAGUUGCAAAAAGUUAAAGUCACUACCCGACGGAAUGGUCACCCUCCUCCCAUCUCUUUCGUCUUUGCAAUUGUACAAGUGUCCAGAAUUAGAUUCAUUUCCUAAGGAUGGUUUACCCUCCAAUUUAAAAACACUUACGAUCCAGUAUUGUGAAAAACUCAUUUCCUGUCACAAGGAGUGGGGAUUGCAAGCUCUUCACUCUCUGAGAGAUUUCAUAAUUUGGAGUAAAUGCGAAGAAUUGGAGUCCUUUCCUGAGGAGGCGUUACUACCUCCUACUCUUACCAAUUUCAGCAUCUCAAGUUUUCCAAAUCUGAAAUCACUAAAUGGUAAGGGGUUUCAACACCUCACCUCUCUUCAAAGCUUGACGAUUUGGUCCUGCGAUAAACUCCAGUGCUUACUGGAACAAGGCCUGCCCACCUCUCUUUCUAUGCUACAAAUCUUUGGUUGCCCUUUGUUGAAUCAACAAUGUGAAAAAGAAAUAGGGAAAGAUUGGCUCAAGAUUGCUCACAUCCCCUAUAUAGAGAUUGAUUGACAUGAUCAGACAACAGGUUCAGUACAUAUCUACUUUGGACUUUUGAAGUGCAAAAGACAGACUUUUCCGAAAAUGAUCAACCUAGGUA
Quercus robur (English oak) is the source of this 1654-nucleotide messenger RNA. RefSeq names its product putative disease resistance protein At3g14460. Bases 10 to 1566 code for a protein of 518 amino acids. The transcript is spliced from 2 exons. Lineage: Eukaryota; Viridiplantae; Streptophyta; Magnoliopsida; Fagales; Fagaceae. The record is from RefSeq and is a predicted model, not a curated record.